Messenger RNA from Osmia bicornis bicornis, 1332 nucleotides. Its product is annotated as phosducin-like protein. NCBI's taxonomy places the organism in Eukaryota, Metazoa, Arthropoda, Insecta, Hymenoptera, Megachilidae. Gene Ontology annotation, biological process: regulation of G protein-coupled receptor signaling pathway. The record is from RefSeq and is a predicted model, not a curated record.
UUUGUAUUCACUGAUUUCCGUAAGAUAAUUAUGAAUAUUGACGUUUUGAUGUAGCUGUUGCAUGUUUGGAUUUCAUAUGAAACGUAAAUAAUAUUAUUAUUUGUGAAAUAGAUUCACAUAAACGUGUUUAAUAUAUAAUAAAUGCAUACACAAUGUUUGGAAAAUAUGGAACAGUGUUCCAGCUUUAAAAUUUGUUAAAUAAUUUAUCGUAGUUUGUAUCAAAAGUGAAUGAUUUUACACCACAGUUGUCGAGACAUUUCAUAUUAUUCUAGCCUUGUUUAUAAACGAUACAAGCAUGUCAACUUUAGAAGAUAAAAUUUUGGGGGAGAAAUUACACUAUUACUGUAGUAGCUCCAGCGAGGAUGAAGAAAAUGAUUCAAGAGAUUCUGACAAAGAUUCGGAUAAUGAAAGGUAUCCUCCAGUAAUUACAGAGUCUUGUAUAGAACCAUCGUUCUCAGAAUGGGAUGGAACCUCCAGUAAUACUGGACCAAAGGGUGUUAUAAAAGAUUGGCAACGAUAUAAACAACUUCAAGCAGAGAAAAGAGAAGAACAAGAGAAAGAACGGUUACAAUUAAUAAAAAAAUUAAGUUUAACAUGCCGUAGUUCUUUGGAUGAAGAAAAGGAAAUUAUGCAAACUGAUCCAGAUCUUGCUGAAUUAUUAUCUGAUGAAUUUCUGUUAGACUAUCAGAGACAGAGAAUGAAAGAAAUGCUUGCAAGAUCUGAAAAGCUUCACUUUGGCAGAGUUAUUAAUUUAGAAACAGCAGACCAGUUUUUAGAUGCGAUCGAUAAUGAAGAUAAGUCUGUAACAAUUGUUGUUCAUAUUUAUGAAAAUAAUGUCCCUGGCUGUGAAGCUAUGAAUGGAUGUUUAAUAUCUCUUGCCGAAGAUUAUCCAUUUGUAAAAUUUUGUAAAAUUUUAGGUUCAGUAGCUGGACUUAGUAAACACUUUAAAAAAGAAGGAGUGCCAGCUUUAUUAAUCUAUAAAGCAGGUCAAGUAAUAGGAAAUUUUGUUCAUAUAACUGACUAUUUAGGAGUAGACUUUUAUGCAUCUGAUGUUGAAACUUUUCUAAUUGAACAUGGAAUGCUUACUGAUAAGAACUGUGUACCUGCCAUCAUUUCAUAUUCUCAAAAUGAGAAUACAUCGGAUAGCGAAUAGACAAAACAGAUAAAUUGUUCUUAAUCAUUUUAUUAAAAAACAUUUCCUUAUAUAUUUUAUAGAACAUUAAACCUUAUUACGUUGUAAAAAUGUUUUUUUUCUUAUAGGAGUAAAUCUAUAUAAAGAUUGUAAAUAUUUAUAUUCAUUCAAAUAAAAAAAUAUAGAUCUAUAUACAAGUA